GAUCGCUAGUCGUAUCUAUGCGCACAGACUCUAUGCGCUACUGUUUAGUGUUGUAAACAAUAGACCGGUUUUGUAUUGUCAUCAGAAUUUUAGGGCUUUUCCAAUCACACAGUGUUCAGAAUCCAAAAAAAUGUCCCUCUUACCGUUGGAAUCCAACCCAGAGGUUAUGAACAAGUUCAUUCAUCUGCUGGGCGUUCCUGAUAAAUGGAACAUCGUCGACGUAUAUGGACUGGAUCCAGAUGCACUGGCCUUUGUUCCUAGGCCAGUUUUAGCACUCAUUCUCCUAUUUCCUUGCAGUGACAAAUUUUAUGAAUAUGCGAAGCAGGAAGCCGACCAGAUUAAGGAAAAGGGCCAAACUGUGGUCGAAGACAUUUUUUAUAUGAAACAGUAUGUUAGCAAUGCUUGCGGAAGCAUAGCAUUGAUUCAUAGCGUGGCCAAUAAUGCUGAGAGGUUGGAACUAGAGAAUGGAAUGUUCAGCAAGAUACUGGACGACUCGAAAAACUUAACGCCUGAGCAAAGAGGGGAAAUGUUGAUGAACAUGAACAGCAACUCGGAUGCUUACAAGCUAAUCACUGCACAUCAAGAACUAGCUAUGGAGGGCCAGACUGAAGUAAACCCCAAUGAAAAAGUGAACCACCACUUUGUAGCUUUGGUACAAAAAGGUGGUUAUUUGUACGAAUUAGAUGGCAGAAAAGAUUUUCCAAUCAACCAUGGAGCCACUACUGAUGACUCAUUUUUGGAGGAUGCUGCCAAAGUAUGCAAGGAAUUUAUCAAGCGAGACUCAGAAGAUGUUAAUUUUACUAUCAUGGCUCUCACUCAGAGCUACUAAAGGCUGACGUUAUCUAAACUCGCUUAUUAUUUUGGAGCACAUUUCAUAAAAACAAAAACAAAAUUAUGCUUUCUAGUCCGAUUUUAACUUGUUACAAACAAAUUAUGUGAUUCCAAAGUUGUUGGAAAAGAUAUAGGGAAAUUGAAAACUAGAAAAAAAAACCACUCCACUUCUUACACUCUUGUGUAUUUGUGAUUUAGCUGAGUAACGAUACUGUAUCUUGUUCAAUUACAACAUUAGGAAUUUUUUUCAAUUUCC
Molecule: messenger RNA, 1087 nt
Organism: Dendroctonus ponderosae (mountain pine beetle)
Lineage: Eukaryota; Metazoa; Arthropoda; Insecta; Coleoptera; Curculionidae
Gene: Uch
Product: ubiquitin carboxyl-terminal hydrolase
Exons: 7
Coding region: 131-829 (232 amino acids)
Biological process (GO): ubiquitin-dependent protein catabolic process; protein deubiquitination
Cellular component (GO): cytoplasm
Molecular function (GO): cysteine-type deubiquitinase activity
Source: RefSeq, a predicted model, not a curated record